UAUGAGGAUCCCCCAACAGUGUGAAUGUUCUGCCCACCCUGCUAAUAUCGUGUGACAUCAAGAGAGGAGCUGCCGAACCACAGAGAUAACUGCAAAUUUUGCAAAGAUGAGGAAAAGGAAACUGUGAUUCUUAACACAAAUCUGAGAAGGAAAGACGGAGAGAGUGAGUGAUACAGCUCGGGCCAUUUUCCCUUAAACUGAAGGCUGAAAAAGAAAGAAAAGAUGAAGACCGUGGCUAUCCUGGCUCUCUGCUUCUUGGUAGUUAUCUGUGUCGCUUCGGAUGCUGCCACCGACCCUCAGCCUGCUGGUGACAACCCUGCUGAGGAGGGUUUGUUUGUGGAGAGGGAGCAGGCCUCCACGGUGGUGAGGCAGAAGAGAGCUGCUGGACAGUUAUCCUUGGUACAGCUGGAGAGCCUGAGAGAAGUGUGUGAGGCCAACGUGGCUUGUGAGCACAUGAUGGACAUAAACGGCAUCAUCGCCGCCUACACUGCCUACUAUGGACCAAUCCCCUAUUAGAGGCUACAGCUGACUGCGCACCAGAGCUGCCUUUUUUCUUGCAUUGCCACCUCUGAGCUCGGCUUUUUCUUUGUCUAAAAGUGUGGCAGACGGAUCAGACUGGAAGAAACCAAACACCAGCAGGUGGAUUUACUUUCUUUCCUAACUGCACCUUCAAGAAUAUCUCUGUAAUUCUGUCAUUUUUCUCCGCCUGUAGAGUUGAAACGGAAUAAAAAUGAAUAUCAUUCUGC
Molecule: messenger RNA, 746 nt
Organism: Maylandia zebra (zebra mbuna)
Lineage: Eukaryota; Metazoa; Chordata; Actinopteri; Cichliformes; Cichlidae
Gene: bglap
Product: bone gamma-carboxyglutamate (gla) protein
Biological process (GO): bone development; response to vitamin K; regulation of cellular response to insulin stimulus
Cellular component (GO): extracellular region
Molecular function (GO): hydroxyapatite binding; calcium ion binding; structural constituent of bone
Source: RefSeq, a predicted model, not a curated record